Didymodactylos carnosus is the source of this 4644-nucleotide messenger RNA. The record is from the annotation of a GenBank genome assembly. Lineage: Eukaryota; Metazoa; Rotifera; Eurotatoria; Philodinida; Philodinidae.
AUGUUUAAACAGGCAAUAUAUGUUAAAUCAAUCGUAAAUAAUCUAACUACAAUACGAACAUUAUUUCUUUAUAAAACAUCGACAAUUAUUAUUAUUAUUUUAUCAUUAUUAAUCGUACAAAUAACAAACGUAUUAUCCGAUCAUAUAAUGAAUUUUUCUGGUGCAACUUAUACUCAUGUUGCUUAUGAAUCAUGGCGACCUUGUCUAAAUGGCUAUGUACGAUUUGAUAUACAAACAAAAGCAUUAGUGGGAACAUUGGCUUAUAUUGAUGAUAAAGGAAAAUAUGAUUUUUUUUAUUUAAAAUUAGUUGAAGGUAAAUUACGUUUAUUAUUUAAUUUGGGAAGUGAAAGACAAGCAUUAAAUGUUGAAUAUGAAAUAAAUGAUAAUUAUUGGCAUACAAUUGAAAUACGACGAUAUGGACGUAUAACAUCGUUAAUUGUUGAUAAUGGUAAAGUACAAAAUUCUACAAUAACAGAAAAAGAAGAUUUAUAUUUUGGUGGUUCAACAGCAAAUGAAUAUCAAUCAUCAUUAUUCUAUUUUGGGGGUAUACCAACAAUGUUAGAAAGACAUAAUUACGGUAAUUUAUCAUCAUAUGAUGUUUAUUUACAACCAAGAUUUAAGGGUAAAAUGAGAAAUAUUGUUUAUAAAAAUUGUACAAAAAAAUUAGUUAAACCUGUUCAACAACGAAUGGAAGGUGUAUCAUUAAUUGAUGAUAAUAAUUGUAAUCAUUCAAAAUGUAAACAUGGUAUAUGUAUGAUAACAGAUGAUAGUUAUUGGUGUUUAUGUGAUGAAACAUUAGAAGGUCUUACAUGUGAAAAUAAAAAAAAAUCAAAUGCAUUAACAUUUAAAGGUAAACAAUAUUUAUCAUAUAAAUUAAUAAAUCCAAUUGAAUCAUAUGAUAAUGAAACAUUAAGUUUUGAAUUUAAAACAAAUAAACAAUAUGGUCUACUAUUUUAUGGUAUUAGUAAUGAUAAUGAAAAUCAACGUUUUCUAAUUUGUUUUGAACGUGGUCAUCUUUUAAUUGAAUAUCGUUUAAAUUCUAAUGUAUCAUUGGAAUGGCGUCCAAUAUUAACAUCAACAGGAUUAACAAAUAGUUUAAUAACACCUUUAACAAAUGGUGGAAGUAAUAAUGAAUUAAUAAGUACAACAAUAUUUAAUUGGAAUAAUGGUGGUAAUGGUGGUAUUACAUUAUCUGAUGAUAAAUGGCAUCUAUUACGUAUAACUCGUCGACAGACAGUAUUAGAUUUGAUAUUGGACGAUGAAUAUCAUGUUACUACAACACAUGAUCAAUCAUUAAAAGGUCUAUUAAAAAUAAAACAAAUUUAUCUUGGUGGUACAAUAAAUGAAUUAGAACGUUCAAUGUGUAAUUAUAAAUUUCAAGGUUGUCUUAAAAAUAUUAUCUAUUCAAUUGAAAAUAGACAGUUAGAUUUAACUAAAAUAUAUUUAAAUAAUGAAUCAUCAAUAAAAAUAAAUUCAUAUGGUAAUAUUAUAAAAGAAGUAUGUGAAACAAUAAUGGAAUCAAUUACAUUUUUAACAUCAAAUUCAUAUUUAACAAUUGAUUUAAUUAAUGAUACUAAAUGGAAUAAAAAUUAUGAUGAACAAAUUGAAUUAUCAUUUCGAACAAUAGAAAAUCAUGGUGUUUUAUUUUAUGCAAUUGGAACUUCUAAUAAGUUAAAUCAAAGUUUUUUUGGUCUUGAUUUAUUUGAUGGAUUUUUAUAUUUAACAAUUAAUAUUGAUAGUAGACGACGAAGUAUGUCAAAAAGAAGAGAAAUAACAAAUAGACGAUAUAAUGAUGGAAAUCAACAUCAUAUUCGCAUUUUUAUAAGAUAUCAUACCGGUGGACUUGAUAUAUCAAUAUUUAUCGAUCAAGAAAAUGAAGUACGAUUUUCAAUAGUUAGUAAAUACAAUAAACUUCAUCUAAAUUUAUUGAUUAUUGGAGGCAUUGAUCCAUCUAUUCAAAUGAUGCCAAAUGAUUUUUGGUCAGGUACAAUUAAUCGAGGAUUUAUUGGAUGUAUAUCUGAUUUUGAAUUAACUGGUGUAGCUCUGAAUUUAACACAUUAUGUUUUAUUAAAAAAAUUAUCAUCUGGUAUUAGUCGUGGUUGUAUUGAAAAUAGUGGUUUUAAUUAUUGUCAACCAUCGUUAUGUUUAAAUGGUGGUGAAUGUCAAAUAAGUUGGAAUCGUUUUCAAUGUGAUUGUUCUAAAACAAGUUAUACAGGAUAUUAUUGUGAACAAGCUGCAUAUCAAUUAGAAAUAGAAAAAUAUGAAAAUUUUGAAAUUAAUACAGAAUUAAAAUGGACAGAUGAAAUUAAUGAUAUUACAUUUCGAUUAAAGGCUAAUUAUGAUCAAGAAAAUUUUUUUUCCAUUCGUCCAUGUUCAAUAACAUCAUUCCAUUGUGAUGAAAUGCUCAAUUUUUCAAUUAAAAAUGGUUUAUUAGAAAUUCGCUUCAUGUUAAAAUAUUAUAAUUAUAUAAAUAUAACAAAUAGUCGAUUUAUUCUUGAUCAAAAAUGGCAUUUUAUUCGUUUUCAACGUUUUGAUCAAAAAAUUUUAUUCUAUGUUGAUGAUAAUGUUAAACAAACUGAAAUUAAAAAAUUAAUAAUUGAAAAUGAUAUAGAAACAUAUCCAAAAACAAAAAUAUGGCUCAGAUUUUUAGCUCAAAAAAUAAAAAUAUCAAAUCUUUUAAUUAAUCGUUAUUCAAUAUUUUCUAAUCGUACAAUAAAAUUAAAACCUAUAAGAUAUUUUAAACCACAAAAUCCUGUUUCACUUAUUGAUAAUUAUUCAUAUUUUACAUUAAAUUUAGCUAAUAUAUUUGGUAUAUAUUUUGAAUUAAUUACAAUGUCAUUUGAUUUUCGUACAAUUGAUAAAAAUGGUUUAAUUUUUUAUGCUAAUAUACAAAUGAAUGAAGAACAUGAUGAAAAUGAUUAUUCAAAAAAAAAUUAUUUUAAAAUACAAUUAAUUAAUGGUCAAAUUCAAUUAAAAUUAUCAUUAAAUAAUAUUUUAUAUGAAAUUAAUUCAAAAUUAAAUGAGGAUAUAAAUGAUGGAAAAUGGCAUCAAUUAUCAUUUUAUCGUAUUGAUAUACAACAAUUUCAAUUGAUACUUGAUACAAUUGAAUAUUCAUUAUUUAUUGGAGAAGAACAACAACAAAUACGUUUUAAAGAUAAAUUAUAUUUUGGUAAACCACCAAUAACAUUAGAAACAAUAUCAUCAAAUGAUUAUUCUGUUAAAUUAUGUCUUGCAUCAUUAUCUGUUAAUCAUAUUCCCAUUAAUCUAAUGAAUUAUCGUUAUUAUGGAAAAACAAUUAUAACUAAUUGUAAUUUAAAUAAGGCAACAACAAAUUGUCCAACUAAAAAAUGUCGAAAUAAUGGACGAUGUACAAAUCAAACAAUAUCAUCACAAUUAUAUACAUGUGAUUGUAAACAUACAAGUUUUAAUGGACGAUAUUGUAUGAAUAUGAAACGUGGAUAUCGAUUUUAUGAAAAUGGUCCUGGUAUUACAUUUGAUGUUGAACAACUACAACGACAACAUAGUUUAGUAAAUGAUUAUCAUGAUAAUAAUCAUGAAACUAUAUCAUUUGGUAUAUUAACAAAAGUAAUGUCUGGUUGUGUUCUGCGUACAUCUAAUGGUAUUAAUACAUAUGAAGAUUAUUUACAAAUAGAUAUUUAUCAAGGACGUUUGAAAGUAUUACUGAUUUUUAAUAAUCAAGAUGAACGUGAACAAUUAAUCAAUGAUCAAGAAAUUAAUGAUGGAAAAUAUCAUCUAGUUGUAUAUAAAAGAACUUAUUCAUCUAUUCGUUUACAAAUUGAUAGAAAAAUAACAGAAAAACAACUAUCAAAUAAAAUUACUAACUAUAAAAUUAGAAAAAGAUCAGUUUAUCUUGGUUAUAACACAAUACUUAAACAGGGUUUCCAAGGUUUAUUGUAUGGUUUUGCAUACGAUAUUUAUAAUUUAUUUGAUUUGAUUUCUCCAACAUUCCAACAUAUUAAUUUUAGACCCUCAUCCAUGUAUAAUGGUUCUUCUUUUCUCGUAAAUCCACCUGACAUAGAUAAUCGUGAUAAUUUACUCACAUGUGACUAUAAUUUUAAUGACGAUUUCUGUGAUGAAGAAUUUGAAACUAAUUUAUUUUUACCAAAUGUAACGUUAAAAUCAUUAUUAGACUAUUAUCAAACAACUACAACAACUAUUAUGACUACAUAUACUUUUAUUUCAAGAAGUAAAACAUUAUCGUCAAACUUUUUUGAUUCAAGAGUGACGACUCGAUCGAUGAUUUCUUCUAUUUCAUUAGAUAAUCAAAAUAUAUCAUCGAUUAGUGAUAGUAAUACAGAUGUUUUACCACCUUUAGUUUCACCAAGAUCUAAAAUACGUUCAAAAUCCAAAUUUAAUAUUUGGUUAAUAAUAGCACCUGUUAGUGCGCUACUCGUCUGUCUCAUUAUACUUUUCAUCGGCUAUAUUAAAUAUAGAAGGAAAGAUGUCGGAACAUAUCAAGUCGAAGAAGCACAACGAUUUCGCCCAUUAAUUAUUGAAUUACAAAAUGAUCAAAAUUCACCUACUAAUAAUAUAUCAUCAUCACAAAAUCAUAAGAAAAAAACAUCAAAAAAGAAAAAGAAAAAACGAAUUGGUGUAAAUGAAAAUAAAGAGUGGUAUAUUUAA